CCGGGCAGAGCUGCCCGAGAACCCAGCCGGGAGGUGAGCUGCUGCGGCCUGUGGCCCAGGUGGUCGCCGCGUGCUCAGAACUGAGGCCCGCAGCCAGCCCCAGCCCCACAGAGAUGCCGAUGGGGGUCCCGAUGGGGAAGCCGAUGCUGGUGCUGCUGACCUUCUUGGCCUUGGCCUCGUGCUGCUUUGCUGCUUACCGCCCCAGUGAGACCCUGUGCGGCGGGGAGCUGGUGGACACCCUCCAGUUUGUCUGUGGGGACCGCGGCUUCUACUUCAGUAAGUAGCUCAACGUGCGGUGGGGCAAGGGGGAGGGCGUACACAGCAGGGGAUCAAUAAAUGCUGGAGUCCUCCGCACCAUUUCCCAGACACCCAGGGUUACCCUCCGGGAUGCCUGGUGUGGGGGGCCAGCACGGAGCCCCCGCAGGCCCCCGGCGAGCUGGGCGCCCCCUGACUGGCCCUUACCCCCUCAGGACAACUUCCCCAGAUACCCCGUGGGCAAGUUCUUCCAAUAUGACACCUGGAAGCAGUCCGCCCAACGACUGCGCAGGGGCCUGCCUGCCCUCCUGCGCGCCCGCCGGGGUCGCAUGCUCGCCAAGGAGCUCGAGGCGUUCAGAGAGGCCAAGCGUCACCGUCCCCUGAUCGCCCUGCCCACCCACGACCCCGCGGCCCACGGGGGCGCCUCUCCGGAGGCGUCCGGCAAUCAGAAGUGAGCCAAAAUGUCGCGUAAUUCUGCAAGAUGGCACCGUCCACCUAGUGCCCUCCUCUUGACCAGGGGCCGUUCCACCGGGCCCCACCUCUGACAUCUCUCGGGAUCGCGUUCCCUCUGCGGGCUCCCCCAUCCCCAGCCCCCGCGCCCCAACCUCCCCAUGUCAGGCUCUUCUCUCCUUGGCCCCCUCCAUCGGGCUGAGGAGAUCCUAGCAACAUCUCUAAAAGUGUACAAACUCGAUUGGCUUUAAAUAUCCCCCAAAUUAUCCCCAAAUUGUACAAUCAAAAAACUAAAACUACGAACCCCUAAAUCUCACACACACACACACACACUAGUCCCCUUAAAAUGAAUUGGCUUUUUAGAAACACCAGGAACGUUAAUGAGCUAAAAACAAAAACAAAAAAAACUAAAAUUAUCAAUUGGCUAAAAAAAAAAAUACCCAAACUGAAUUGGCUUAAAAACAAUUGGCAUCAUGAAAGAAUUAGGCCCCCCCCUUCCUUCUCUUUCCCAGGGACCUCGAGUCAGAUUGGCCGUGAGCUCGGGCACCUGGCCUCCAGGAGAAAGGAAGGGACCCCAAAUCUACAGGUAGGCACGUCAUGGUCCACUGCCGGCUCUGGCCUCCUCAGGCAAAACUCUGGUCGCGUUUGGGGAGAAUUGGUCAUCCUCAGAACAGCAAAGCCCCAGACUCAUUCCUUGCUCUGUUUCCCAUCCUCGAAAGUCACCAUGGAGCUAGAUGGGGGUUCCCAGUGAGACCAAAGGAGGGGCGAACAGAACAUGAACACCGAAAUUUGUGAAAAUAAACUUUAAUUGGCACAAACCCCCAUACACCCUAAAAUCCAUCCUCCCAAAACCCACAUAUCCCAACAUCUUACAUCUCAAUUUCCACCCUAAAAAAUACCCACACACCCACAUGCAUCCCUGCAGACACGCCUUACAUGCAUGCACAC
Messenger RNA from Odobenus rosmarus divergens (Pacific walrus), 1653 nucleotides. RefSeq names its product insulin-like growth factor 2 (somatomedin A) (gene IGF2). The transcript is spliced from 3 exons. Gene Ontology annotation, molecular function: hormone activity. Gene Ontology annotation, cellular component: extracellular region. The record is from RefSeq and is a predicted model, not a curated record. Lineage: Eukaryota; Metazoa; Chordata; Mammalia; Carnivora; Odobenidae.